Anarrhichthys ocellatus (wolf-eel) is the source of this 7986-nucleotide messenger RNA. Its product is annotated as ras and Rab interactor 2-like. Bases 543 to 4049 code for a protein of 1168 amino acids. The record is from RefSeq and is a predicted model, not a curated record. Gene Ontology annotation, cellular component: endocytic vesicle; cytosol. The transcript is spliced from 11 exons. NCBI's taxonomy places the organism in Eukaryota, Metazoa, Chordata, Actinopteri, Perciformes, Anarhichadidae. Gene Ontology annotation, biological process: vesicle-mediated transport; signal transduction. Gene Ontology annotation, molecular function: small GTPase binding; guanyl-nucleotide exchange factor activity.
UGCAAUUAAGAGACUUGAGAAGUACCCUUAGAGACUUGAGAAGUACCCCCUGUCAAUAUCAUACAGCCUCAAUGAAAAUAGUGUGAACAAUCUGAUACAGAAUGAGACUGUCUGUUAUAACAGAUUCAUUACAACAUUGUCAUAUCAUCAUCUUAUAAGUUGAUAUGGCAAUAUUGUUAGCAAACAGUUGCUUAUUGUGACGAUUGAUUUGGAGUGGUGUUUGUGGAGGUCACAUGUUCUCUCUUUGAGCUCUGUUUGUGGUGUGUUUAGCUGCUAAAUGCUGCACCAUGUUCACCAGCUAGUCUCUGCUGAGAGGCUUUUUAGAGUUCCACCUGCACCGUACCAACAAGGCACUAAAGACAGUUUAUAAGCUCAAGCGUAAGCGAUCCUUUCAACUAUCCUUAUUCAUUUUUUAAAAUUAAAAAUAGCAAUUGGCUGGCUGAACAGAUCAGGAACGAGUGCUGUUUGAUUGCUCUAGGCUUUUUUUGUACUUUUUCCCUGAUCACUCAACCAACAUUCUUUUCUUAAGAAGUGUUUGCAAAAUGGCAACAAGGAGAGAAUCAACGUGUCUCAGAGCUGCAGUAAUAUCUCUUUUAAACCACUAUUGUCUUCAUGAAUCUCCUAUGAGGCGGACCUUGAGUGGACAAAACAGAAAACUUUGUUUAGUUUUUCUUUCCAUGUACAGCUCUAAUGUCCUCUUUUGUCCACAGACAGAGACAGACAGAGGCUCUAAAGACACCAUGUCCACCGGUAUCAUGAGUCAACCUCGCAAGCCGGAGAGGAAAGGCAGUUUCUUCAAGUUGAUCGACUCAUUUGCCUGGGAAAUCGGUACACUGAAGAAGGAAAUGGGGAAAAAGAAAGAGCCUGAAGAAGACCACAAGACAGAUCCACUCCUUGGACUGGGCGAAGAGGUGGGAGGUCUCUUCCUACAGGCAUCCCCUUGUGCUGGGAUCGGAGCCAGAGACUCGGGCUACGACUCCCUCCAUCGGCGGCUCAGUGUUCUGGACAGACUGGUGCUAACACACGGCGUGUGGCUGCAGCUGGGCCUCAGCCAACAGGACGCCACGCGUGUGCUGCAGAGCCAACCCACCGGGACAUUUGUGGUGAGGAAGUCGAGCAGCCUGCUGAGGAAAGUCAUAUCUGUACGCAUGAACCAGGACUCUUUGGUUCCCGUCAAAGACUUCCCAGUGAAGGAGAGCCAGUACACUUUCUCUCUGGUGGGAUCAGGCCUGAGCUUCGCAGACCUUUUCCGUCUGGUGGCUUUCUGCUGCAUCAGUAGGGAUGUGUUGCCCUUCACUCUGAAGCUGCCAGAAGCCAUCUCCUCGGCCACAACGUCUGCUGAUCUGGAGGAGGUUGCUAAACUUGGAGCAGGUUUCUGGGAUGCUCAGGCGUGCCACAGAAGGAAGGACUCAGUCUCCUUUUCAGGAAUAGCUGCUCCCAAGAGACCACCUCCCCCUGUCUCCUUGGCCAUCUCUCCAGGGCGUCCCCGGCUUCGAACUCGCACCCCAUCAGAGCUCGAGUGUUGCCAGUCCAACGGAGCACUUUGCUUCAUCAACCCCCUCUUCAUAAAGGUUCACCAACCAGAUGGCGACCACAGCACCACCUCAAAUCCCUCUGGUACAGCAAAGAAAGGCCUGAGGGAGGAACCCGUUAGCGACGGCCUGGAAACCGACGACAAGGAAACUCAACACGCUUGUGGAGACAGUCCUCAGGUUUGUAUCUCAGAUCAAAGUGACAGCAGCCAGUCAGGUCAAAACGAACUUCAGCGAUUUGACAGAAACCCAGAGCUACAGGACGAUAACAGCCAAACCAGCCCCAGUCAGAAGAUAAGGUCUACAGACAGUGUGCGGCGGUCUCCACCUCCACGUCCACCCCCACCACACAUUGUGCCGCAACGCUCAGCCGCUCCUCUCCGACAGCGCAGUAUGCCAGAGAAGAUCCCCUGGAUCAAUGUCCCCAAGGAGAAGGUGGAGGAGAGGGAGAGGGGCAGCAGCCUCCUUUCUCGUCUGGGCUCCUCGCUAAGCAUCAGCCCCUCAUCCUCCCCACCCAAGAGACUCAACAUCAGCUCCCCUAUAUCCAUCCCCCGGCCCUCUCUGGCCAUCUCUCUGUCAUCCCUCUCCUCUCCCCGUCAGGCGAAGGCCUCACCAUCAUCCAGCCAGGAGGAUGCCCAGUGUCAUUUGGCACUGGAGGAACAGACUAUUGAGAGGGCUAUCAUGAGGGCCAAGCUGUCUCAGCGUAAUGCCACCAGUACCCCCGCCCAGGAAUCCAGUAGUCCUCCAGACCCCAUGCUGAUGACAACAAGCAAGCAGGCAGAUGUGACAGGAGAAGACGAAGAAGAAGCAGAUGAGGAAUGCAGCGGUGGCGGUCAGCGGCUAAGUGACAUGAGCCUCUCUACCGAUUCCUCAGACUCUCUGGAUUUCUCCCAGUCCUCAGCCUCCUUCCUUCCUGCUCUGCAUGACCCCAGUCCCCCGACGGUGGCUGACUUUAACACCCACCUUCCCCUCUCGCUCCCACCAUCCCAUCUGCCCUGCUGCAGCACGGAGGACGACGAUGAAGAUGAGGAUGACGACGACGAAGAGGACCACGACUAUGGUGUCGGCCUCGAGAGCGACCAGGAGCAAGACCAGGACCUGACCAUGGUGCCGCCGGGCCACCGCCUGAAGCGGCGCCCCAGCGCCGGCGCGUUGGUCCUGCAGAGGGCACUGCGAGGGCAGCUGCGUAAGAUGAGCGGCGUGUUUAACUCGCUGCUGACGCCUGAGAAGAGGGCGAUCCGCAGGGUGGUGGAGCUGUCCAGGGACAAAGGCUCGUACUUCGGCUGCCUGGUGCAGGACUACCUGAGCUACAUGGGCGAGGGUGCGGGCACGCAGCCCUGGCAGGGCUACGCCUCCGGACUGGAGCUGAUGCAGACUCUCCGCCAGUUUAUCACUCAGAUGAAGAGCUACCUGAGACAGAGCUCCGAAUUGGAGCCACCAAUCGAGAGCCUCAUUCCUGAAGACCAGAUCGACCGAGUCCUGGAGAAGGCCAUGCACAAGUGCGUCCUGAAGACUCUCAAACCGGUGGUGAGCGCCGCCCUGCAGGAGUUCCAGGUACGCAGUGGGGAGUGGAGGGAGCUGAGGGAGAACCUAUCGCUGGCCAAGGCCCGGCAGCCACAGGAGAUGGGCGUGGCCAACACGCCGCCGCCGGACCCUGUGGCCAUAGAGAAGAUCAGGCACAAGUUACACACCAUGAGUAAACUGUACUCGCCUGAGAAGAAGGUCUCCAUGCUGCUGAGGGUCUGCAAGCUCAUCUACACCAUCAUGGAGGACAACUCGGGUCGUCUGUACGGUGCUGAUGACUUCCUGCCGAUGCUGACCUAUGUGUUGGCCCAGUGCGACAUGCCCCAGCUGGACAACGAGAUACUUUACAUGAUGGAGCUGCUGGACCCCUCCCUGCUCCACGGAGAAGGUGGCUACUACCUGACCAGCGCGUACGGAGCCAUGUCCCUGAUUCGAAACUUCCAGGAGGAGCAGGCGGCCAGAGUGCUGAGCUCGGAAACCAGGGACACACUCCACCAAUGGCACCGCCGACGCACCACCCAGCGCUCUGCACCGUCUAUCGACGACUUCCAGAACUACCUGCGGGUGGCGCUGCAGGAGCUGGACAGCGGCUGCACGGCCAAGACCCUGCAGGUCCGACCGUACGCCUCCGUGGAGGAGGUGUGUCAUCUGUGCGCCCAGAAGUUCAAAGUGGCGGACCCGGAGAACUACGGCCUGUUCCUGCUGAUGGAGGGCAGCAGCCAGCAGCUGGCGCCGGACACCCAUCCUCAGAAGAUCAAGGCGGAGCUCCACAGCCGCUCGCAGGCCACUCCCUUCCACUUCGUCUUCCGCCGCUCGUCAGCUCCCCUAGACCUCACGGCCAACCUCAACAACCUCACCGUGACCAACCUGAAUGACCUCGACACGGACCCGUCGGCCCCCUCCCCCCAGCUCAGUCCCAGUCUGGGCCUCAGUCCCAGUCUGGGCCUCAGCCUGCCGCCCAGCCGCCUCAACGGCAACUCUAUAUCUAUAUGACUGUAACGGGGGGCUGACUGUAGGUUCUGAACGGAGUCUUUGUCUCCCCGCUGUGACCAUAUCGCCCCAACAUCUCCAACAAACAUGUUUCCAUGGGACCCAAACAGACCAGCAUGUUGAAAGGGUUCAACAUUGUGCCGUGCCAGUCUUUACAAAGCCUGACUUCUCCUUUUGGAUGACAUGUCCGUCUCGAUCAACAUCCUCUCGCUGGAAAGUUCUGUCAGACAGACACGGGUGAAAGAGGAAAAGAAGAAAGGAGGGAAGGAAAUGAGAGAGAUGGCCUUUCUUUUUUUGACUUUCUGGAUCUAUUUUGGCAACAGAGCAACACUUUGCUGAACACGUAGUCACGGUAGAGGUUCUGGAGAUAAGGUGAGGGGUACUAAUGAACAUGUGUUCAUAGUCCUGCCAUAAUGCUGGUGCUUCUGGUACAGAUUCAGGGUCAGCUGUUCUUGUUGUUACCUUCAGGGUACAUAGAGGGAAAUACAUGUGAGUAAUCUUUGAUCAAUCAUUUAAAAUAUCUAACAAAUCGCUUAUUUAGGUGACAGGUGUACCUAUGAUUCACUUAUAACGGUUGCUGGUAAACUGUGUUAUUGUGUUGUUUGUGUUUUGAAACUCUUCAUCCUUUAGAUUGUUGAAGUGUUUCGAGGGAUUCUGGUGACACCCUGUGGUGGCUGGUGCACAUUGCAGGAGCUCCUUCUUAAAAAGAACAUUUAUGGCCUCAAGUGGGAAGCAAUUCAUCCGAAAGAAAACACAUAUACUGUAUAUAUGUGUAUGUAUAUAUAUAUACACACACACACAUACAUAUAUAUGUGUAUACAUAUAUAUGUGUAUAUGUGUAUUUAUAUAGUUGUAUCUAUAUCAUCUCUAUAUGUAGCAAGAGUAAAAAUCCUCUUCUGUAUUGACUCCCAUUAGUAUUUUCCAGUUGUAUCACAUCUAUGCUGGGGCUACUGGUUCACUGAUGAAUGUUAAAGGUACCGUAUGUACCAUCGGCCACAUGCUCCAUUGACAUACUGGGUCCAUGCAAUCUAAAUGUACAGUCUUCAGUUGUAAAUACAUUACUACUGUGGUAACACGGUGGAUUCUCUGGAUCAAAGAAAGAUCCAGUGUGAGAGACACACAUUUCAAAACAAUAAUGGUGGCUCCUAAAGAAGUUAGCUUUGAUGCUACGAUAGCAUCAGUAAUUUCAGAACUGCAGAUUGUUUCUUCAUUGAAAGAAGAGCAAACAUGUUUUCACUCAUGUCCCGACUGGCUUCGGCAAGAGUUUGAUUGGCAGAUGUUUUUAUCCAUAUUUCUUUGAAAGUGCUACAAUGUGCUAUGAUGAGGGCUCCUCAGAGGGUUCUGGGAUCAGACACACAGGGUUUGGGUUUGCUAACGGAAGGUCUGUAUGCUCCACCUCCUGGUGAAGCAUACAGAUGUCAAGGCGCGAGUGGUUUUCUCCAUUCUGCCAAUUUGGAUACAGUUCAACAAAGAGUGUGAGAAGGUAUGCAGGCUGUACCUCCACCGGACAAGCCCAGGGUUACCUCUGCUCCUUCAUGUCAUAGUCCAGGACAGCCUGGUUACAAUGUGAAGCUAAUGUCUUCUACACAUUGGACCUUUUUAAAUAUGAAUCAUUGUUUACUUACAAGUAACUGGCUGUUGGUGGUGCCAACACACAUAUUGUGUGUUUUUAAGAAUAUUUAUAUCUAAUAUUUUCUAUGUAGGGCCAGUGUUAGGAGGCAACAAUAACAAACCGGUAGCCAUUAAAAGAGUAACCUGCACUUCAUUGUUUCACUCAAGAGACUUAACAAGAAACAGAUCAACAUGGACGCAGAACCAGAGACAUUGUGUGUUUGAUUCUACACAUCUUUAUUAAAAGCGAGUGCCUACAUUACCCACAAUGCAAAUGCUACGCUAUGGUGCCAAGGACAAAAGAGAGACACCAUUUAGCCUGUUUCUUUGAACAACAGUUUUCACUUCUCAAUACUAUGCUGUGUCCUCUGGCUUCUCCAUUCUGCUUCUGACGUGCAGCGUUUCCUAUGAUCCCAACAGUGAAAAGAUAUAAUAUCUAUAACAUGGCAUUCUUAAGGAUUAAUGUGUUAACAUAUUGUUCUUGCAUGUACUUUGUGUUUUUAAGUGUAAUGUUAGAAACAGUUUUCACGAUGUAACAUUCAUUAUGUAUUUGCUGAUUAUCCUGGUGAUAUGAAAGACACUGUAUCAUACCUGAUGCAUGGUGUUAAAGGUCCGAUCGACCACGUCACUCUUCUGUCUCUGAGUCUCUGUACUGCUGACAGAAGUUCUGCUUCUUAUCCUGGUGACAAAGUCAUGAAAUGGAUCCGUGGACUUUAAAGCUGGUCUGAGGUCUCACACACACAGCGCUGUAUGGCUAUGUAGAUAUUUGUAAAGACAAAGGUCUGUGAGGAAACACAAUGCUACUACAUCAGUAUUUGGUAGGCCUACUGGUCAAAAAAACAAAAAAACUUGAAGUUUUCUUGUCAAUAUAAAGGUUGCAGUUGUUGGGAAAUGUAAAUGCAGUUUCUUUACUGUUUGUGUUGAACCGUAACACUUCCUGUCCACAGUGUCAUGAGAGGUGAAUGCUCUCCAGUAGCAUGAAUGUGGUGUAUCUCAGCUCACCGUGUACAUCUGAGCUUCAAGUCUGAAUGGACUCGUUCUGCCGCGUUAUCGCUGAUCUGUCUUCGAUCAAGCAAAGUGUGUAUUUAUGUCUGUGCGGGAUUUUUCACAGUCUAUUCUAUAAUAUUCUUUAUGGUGUCAAUGUUAUUUGCAUCCAGAGACAAAUUCCUGUUUACCAUUUGUCAUUGAAUGAUAUCAGAAAUAUUCUUUUGCACUUAAUAAAUGUUGAAAACAAAUGAAACUGCAUGCCUGACGUGUUUGUAUUUGAUCUAAGCUGUUCCAGUCCUUCACCACUAGAUGGUGAUCACACCUCACAUUCCACACUGAAGUGUUUCAUCUCAGCUGUAAAUCAGAUGCUGAGUCCUACCUCACCAAACAGGCAUCAAACCUUUGUGAUUUUACACUAUUUAACAUACAAGAACGUGUAUUUCAGCUACAAUACUAAAUGCAUUGGGAGCAUCUACAUUAUACAAAAUGAAACUGUAAAAAAUUUUUUUGACAGUUCUGAUGGAGCUGGACUUCUCAUGAGGACGACUGCUAUGUUCACUUCAUUACAGUCAUGUUAUACGUGUCCAGUACUUCAGGUGACUAUGUUUUAUGAUUUAGUGAAUUAAAUUAAGUUUGUUCUCUUAAAAUCAAAGCAAACUGACUUUUUCAUGGUUUAAAAAAAACAACUAUACAAUGAAUUUUCUUCGACAUGCUACACUAUGACUACUUAUGAGCAUGUUCCAACAUACUGUGAUGACCCUCCACCUUCCAUACAGGUGUCCCGGUUGUUGUGCAUGUACUUUUCUGUUGCAGUUGUUCCAGCUCGUUUGUCUCCGUUUUGUUGCAGUGUCUGGACUUUUUGUUCAACAUACUCAGUGGUGGGCCGUGCAUUUUAUACCUGGGCCUUCAGUGCUGUCCUACUCCAGUUGAACCUCCUCACCACAGCUACAGUUAUUAUUUGUUUGGUGUAAAAAUGAAGCUCAACACCUAUAGAUACACUGACUGCAGAGUACAGAUACAUGAAUACGAGGUGCGUAAUGAACGGACAAUGCAUUGAAAAACCUGCGGAGCUAUCACAUCCACGCACUGAAGAGCACGGGCCAUUCAAAUAUUCACAUCAGAGGGAACAAUAUUAAAUAGACAAAUGAACACAGUAGUAAGACUACGAUCACUCCCUCCAGGAAAUACACGACACCUUAAUUCUUAUUACUGAUGGAUUUAUUCGUCUGUCAACACAGAGAGGGAAAAUGAGUCCACUUGAAAACCCAUGAAUCCUCAAAGAUGAUCACUUAAACACUUUAACUUAAACUCUUUAACUUAACUUUAACACUUUAACUCAACG